UUAUAACUGGCGACGCAGUCCCACCCCGCCCACCUCGUUCUGUUGUGACUCUACACUAAUCAUGGACUUGGACAACGGAUUUGAAGGCGUUCUCAGACAUUCUGCGAGGGUUUCGCAGGAAACCUCGUUAGCAUCCGUUGCCAUUUACACUGUCUUUGUGUACAACUUUGUUAUGACCAUGCCGGACGAGGUUGAGUUCGUGUGGAGCUGUCGCUUUCAUAUAGGCUCUGCAAUUUAUUUUCUGACAAGAUAUAUAGCUGCUCUUUCGUUGAGUAUAGACACUAUACAUGUAAUUAUGCGGGUCGUCAGAUUUGGUGGACACCAAGUUUCAAUAUUUAUAGACAAACUUGGGUACCUGGAUUAUAAUUAUAUGUGGUUUCCAUCCGGGGUUUCGUACAUUAUCGGAAUUAUUGGCCUUAUCACUUCAAUGGUUCUAAUUCAACUCCGAACGAGUGCUUUGUACGGGAAUUCGAGAAAACUAAUAAUUUUCUUCGUCGUUUUGGAUCUGGUGCUUAUUAGUGCCGUCGUUGUUCUCCAGUUAUAUCGAGUGCUGUCAUUCACUCCGUUCAUAUGGAUCCCUCUGGCGUUCACCGAGUUGGUAUCACUUCUGAUUACUGUUCUGAAGACCUACAGAAACUAUCGGUCCUUCCAUGGGGAUAAGAUCAAAUUCCCCUCUUUCCUCUGGGUUGCCCUUCGAGAUAAUACUAUUUAUCUUGUUGUAAUCUUGCUAUUUUACUUUAUAGGGACAGUUCUCAUAUUCGUCACGGAAGACCUGGAAAAUCCACAUUUUCAGGCUUCCGUUGCAAUAUCGGGAAUCAUAGCGCCUUGGAUGUAUAUAAAUUUGCGUAAAGCGCAGAUACUAAACCCGUGUACAGAACCGUCCAUCCCAACAAUGCAAUUCAAUAUUCCGUUGGAAAACAGGAGUAGUGAAAAUGAUGUUGAUGCUGCCGAGCGUUCCAUUUGACUGUGUUUAUCGUUCGGUUCACCCUUUGCUUUCAGUCGCAUGAUUAAUGGAUUUUUAUGUAUUCAUUGGAAAUUAGCAUUGAUCUAAUCUCGA
Fomitiporia mediterranea MF3/22 is the source of this 1057-nucleotide messenger RNA. RefSeq lists its product as uncharacterized. The record is from RefSeq and is a predicted model, not a curated record. The transcript is spliced from 13 exons. Bases 62 to 964 code for a protein of 300 amino acids. NCBI's taxonomy places the organism in Eukaryota, Fungi, Basidiomycota, Agaricomycetes, Hymenochaetales, Hymenochaetaceae.